Messenger RNA from Melampsora larici-populina 98AG31, 1125 nucleotides. RefSeq lists its product as uncharacterized. Lineage: Eukaryota; Fungi; Basidiomycota; Pucciniomycetes; Pucciniales; Melampsoraceae. The transcript is spliced from 5 exons. The record is from RefSeq and is a predicted model, not a curated record. Bases 1 to 1125 code for a protein of 374 amino acids.
AUGACAAGCAUGGGUAGGGACGAAAUUGCAAAUCUAGUCAGAGAAGCUCAACCUGAAUAUUUUCCUAAUGGACGCAUGCGAUCUUCUGGUAAUCACACACGCAAGCCGGACACCUCAAUGCCAACAGGAUCUUCAACUCGCAGACUUCCAGCGCCUGAUUCAAAGAUCAAUACCAACCCAAAGGCAUCACCUGCAAGUAAUGAAGUCUCAGAACCAAGUGCUCCAGUCUCCACGAAAUCUUCUAAGAAGAAACGUUGCGCUUCUCCCGAGACAAAACCAGUACAAAAAAAACGAGCUGUAUCAGUCAAAGCCACCGCUUCUUUCAAGAAGCUUGAGGCAACAUCGCAAGACUCAAAGGCUUUAUCGAUCAAAAGGAAUGAGAUCAAGGUGAUGAAGAAAAAAGGUGUCCAAUUUGCAGACUCGACCAAUCCAGAGUCUAGUGGUGAUCAUGAGCUUAAGAAUGAUAGGACGUCAGUUAGAUCUGAUUGUGCUCAAGCUUCUCCGGGUAUUCCGUUCAAACCAGCAGUCAAUCCGGGUGGCGAUAAAGCAGCAUGUGACGUUGAGCGAUACAGUAUAAUGCCAAAAACGCCACCAUAUUUAUCCUCAGCUCUGUUACCCACCGAUUCUAAUCCAUCAACACAUCUCACCCCGGCAGACAGUCUUCAAGAAGGAAAUCUUGUGUCUGUGAGCCCGGAGGAUGUUACCCCUCUAAAUACAGAAAACAAUAAUGAACUCUACACAGAGGACUUUAUAACUUUUACAGAGAAGGAUUUUUUUGAAGGCGAAAACAUUGUUCAUGCGCUUGAGGCGCGCGUUGAUCACCUAGAAAAGGAGGUCGCUCGGUUCAGUGAUCUCCAAGAGCAUGUUAUAUUGCAAAUUCAGGAGGAGGUUCAAAAGAGUAUCGAAGGCUCUAUUAAGCAUGGCAUCAAAGAAGCGACGGAAACUCUCAAGGCUGGACUACAAAAAAUGACCUGGGAAUUGCAAGAAGCUAAUGAUGCCAUUAAAGCUCAUGAUGAAGCAUUGCUUAGUUUACUUAAUGAUGGAUCAAACAGUGAGGAACAAGGGGCUGAUGACGACCAGACUGAUGCUGGGUCUUCUGUUGGUAGUAACAAGUCUUCUAUCUGA